Salpingoeca rosetta is the source of this 1016-nucleotide messenger RNA. RefSeq names its product ubiquitin-conjugating enzyme E2C isoform 4. Lineage: Eukaryota; Choanoflagellata; Craspedida; Salpingoecidae. The transcript has 3 exons. The record is from RefSeq and is a predicted model, not a curated record. Bases 253 to 720 code for a protein of 155 amino acids.
CAACUUCCGGUUGUGUUUGUGUUUUGGCGACGAGAGACAGCAGACAAGCAAGCAAAGCAGAUACCCUCUCCGCUGCAUGCCACCCAGCCAGUUCCCGCACGCCACCACCGCACACCAUUUUCCACCAACCAAACCAACUACCGAAGCAGAGGCACGCCACCGCUCAGCGAUUCACACGACAGCAAACCAUCUGUUCACAUCAGCCCUUGGCUUGAUCGAGCAACCACCACACCUACCACAACAAAUCACACAAUGUCUGGACAAGGCGUCACAAAGAGGCUGCGACAGGAGCUCAUGGGCAUCAUGAUGGCCAAGGAUGCAUCCAUGAAGGCGUUCCCUGAAGGCGACAACCUCUUCCAAUGGAAGGCCACCAUCGUGGGCGCUGAAGGCACCUGCUAUGCAGAUCUCAAGUACAAGCUGACCAUCAAGUUCCCAACAGACUACCCGUACACCGCGCCAACCGUGACCUUUGACACACCAUGCUUCCACCCCAACGUGGACACGCACGGCAACAUCUGCCUGGACAUUCUCAAGGAGAAGUGGUCGCCCUCGUACGACGUGCGCACGGUCCUGCUGUCCAUCCAGAGCUUGCUCGCAGACCCCAACGUCGACAGCCCGCUCAACUGCCACGCAGCAGAGCUGUGGUCAAACCCGGCCUUGUACAAGGAGAAGCUCAGCCGCCACUACGAGGAAAACGUGCGCAGCCGAGGCGUGUGCUAAUAAGCUCCUCACCGCCCCAGCGCCAGCACCAAACAAUGGCAGCAGCACCCGACCACGCUUGCUCAGUUACUCCCAUCUAUGACGCAGCACAAGGGCAACGAUGGCUGUUCACGUAACAGUCCCCCCCCUCUCUGUGGCGGAUCAAUUGCUGCCCCGACUGGUGUUUUGUGUCACAGCAACCCCUCUUCUCCCGUUUCUCCUCUCAUCUCCACCAUGUGUUUCCUUCCCUCGCCCCGCCCCCUCUUCUCUUCUCUUCUCUUCUCUUCUCUUCUCUUCUUCCCCGCCUUCUAAUCGGU